Messenger RNA from Callithrix jacchus (white-tufted-ear marmoset), 4224 nucleotides. It is a transcript of the gene ADIPOR2, whose product is annotated as adiponectin receptor 2. Gene Ontology annotation, cellular component: plasma membrane. Gene Ontology annotation, molecular function: signaling receptor activity. NCBI's taxonomy places the organism in Eukaryota, Metazoa, Chordata, Mammalia, Primates, Cebidae. The record is from RefSeq and is a predicted model, not a curated record. Gene Ontology annotation, biological process: adiponectin-activated signaling pathway.
GAGGGCGGGGAGACGCGGCGGCGGCGGCGGCGGCGGCCGCGGUCGCGGCGGGGCGAGCGCUAUUCCAGAAGCGGCAUCGCGACGGAGGCAGCGGCGGCGGCUACACCGGUCUGGGCCCCCUCCCUCCUCCGUUCCCCCUCCUCCCCCUUCCCCUCAGCCGUGGUUCCUGAGAAGUCCAAGACUCGGGGUGAGGCGGCGACGGGCUCCAGUAGAGACGGAAUUUCACCAUGUUGUCCAAGCUGGUCUCAAACUCCUGACCUCAGGUGAUUCACCCACUUUUGGCCUCCCAAAGUGCUGGGAUUACAGCUAUGAGCAACGGCUUGGCCGUGUGAUCUGCUUUUUAAAAAGGAUCAACUCACUCUCCUGAAAGUCAUUCUCCCAAGAAGGAGGUACAGAAAGACAGAGCUGUUUGUAAGAAAGGCUUGGGUAUCCCAUGAACGAGCCAACAGAAAACCGAUUGGGGUGCAGCAGGACUCCAGAGCCAGAUAUAAGGCUCAGAAAAGGGCACCAACUUGAUGGUACAAGGAGAGGUGAUAAUGACAGCCACCAAGGAUAUUUGGAGCCCAUGUUAGAGGCAUCUGUUGUAUCUUCCCAUGAUAAAAAAAGCUCUGAGGAACACGAGUGCAGUGAUGAAGCUCCUCAGGAAGAUGAGGGGUUUAUGGGCAUGUCCCCUCUCUUACAAGCCCAUCAUGCUAUGGAAAAAAUGGAAGAAUUUGUUUGUAAGGUAUGGGAAGGUCGGUGGCGAGUGAUCCCUCAUGAUGUACUACCAGACUGGCUCAAGGAUAACGACUUUCUUUUACAUGGACACCGACCUCCUAUGCCUUCUUUCCGGGCCUGUUUUAAGAGCAUUUUCAGAAUACACACAGAAACCGGCAACAUCUGGACACAUCUCUUAGGUUGUGUAUUCUUCUUGUGCCUGGGGAUCUUUUAUAUGUUUCGCCCAAAUAUCUCCUUUGUGGCCCCUCUGCAAGAGAAGGUGGUCUUUGGAUUAUUUUUCUUAGGAGCCAUUCUCUGCCUUUCUUUUUCAUGGCUCUUCCACACAGUCUACUGCCACUCAGAGGGGGUCUCCCGGAUCUUCUCUAAACUGGAUUACUCUGGUAUUGCUCUUUUGAUUAUGGGAAGUUUUGUUCCUUGGCUUUAUUAUUCUUUCUACUGUAAUCCACAACCUUGCUUCAUCUACUUGAUUGUCAUCUGUGUGCUGGGCAUUGCAGCCAUUAUAGUCUCCCAGUGGGACAUGUUUGCUACCCCUCAGUAUCGGGGAGUAAGAGCAGGAGUGUUUCUGGGCCUAGGCCUGAGUGGAAUCAUUCCUACCUUGCACUAUGUCAUCUCCGAGGGGUUCCUCAAGGCUGCUACCAUAGGGCAGAUAGGCUGGUUGAUGCUGAUGGCCAGCCUCUACAUCACAGGAGCUGCCCUGUAUGCUGCCCGGAUCCCUGAACGCUUCUUUCCUGGCAAAUGUGACAUCUGGUUUCACUCUCAUCAGCUGUUUCAUAUCUUUGUGGUUGCUGGAGCUUUUGUUCACUUCCAUGGUGUCUCAAACCUCCAGGAGUUUCGUUUCAUGAUCGGUGGGGGCUGCAGUGAAGAGGAUGCACUGUGAUACCUACCAGUAGCCAGGGACUGUGACCCUAAACCAGGUUCUGCAGCACUUGCAGGCCUCUCUGCUGGCUACUGAUGCCAGUAUCAGAGGAGCCCCAAAACUCUGACACCCUCGUGGGCUUUGUGACGGCCCAGGGGCUCUGUGUGGUACAUGACUGAGAAGAGAAAAACAAAAAUAAAUCAUACCUCAAAGGACAGAGUGCAUCAGUUGGGAGAACAGGAGACACAGCCCAAACCCUGGCUUAUUCUUGGGAUCUACCAAUUGUGGGCUCUGGAAGACCCUUGGCAAACUGGCUUCUGAUCCAUAUCGUAUUUAUUUGUAGAAGAUGGCGAAACAGUUUAGCUGGUGGUUCUUUCUUCUCCCUUUCUCUUUCCGUAUAAAAUAAUACAAACCAAUUUAGGUGAACAUUUAUAUCCAAUAAGGGGUGGGAGUGUGAUUUUAAAUUCUCUUUUGGGAGAACAAAGAAAUUAAUGUAAAUAAGAUUUCUAACUUACUGUUUAAAUAAGACUUUAUAUAAAUGUUUAAAACAUAAGGGUAAGGGAGGGAGGGAGAAUUUUUGUAUAGAAUGAAACAUGCAGGUACCACACACUGUUGAAUUUUGCACAAAAGUGACUGUAGGGGGAUCAAGUGAUAGCCCCAGAAUGUACAGUGUCUUGGUGCACCAAGGUGCCUUCUAAAGGCUGACAUACCUUGGACCCUAGUGAGGCAGAGUAUAGCCCUAGCCCAGUGAUCACAUGACCACUGUUAAGCCUGAGAACCUUUGGAGGGCCUGGGGUAGAAGGGAGUGGUAUGUGUUUUCUCGGUGGAGGCAGCACAUGAAUGGCUGCCAAGAUGUGCUAGAUAACAGCUCUAGUUAGGGUGUCAUUGUCAUUUGAGAGACUGACUUGUAGAGCUUUGCACUCUAACCAGCUGGUAAAGGGGUGCUGGAGACCAAGGAAGAGCUCCAGAAACAUUAGCAUGGCUGAUCCGAUUACUUCCUGGCAUCCUGCUCACUUUUAUGGUUAGUCUUACUAGAGGGAUGUGACCGUUUUCCAUAUCCUUGCUGUGGAGCUCUGGAACACUCUCUGAAUUCCCUCUAUUAAAAAUCACUGCCCUAACUACUCUUCCUCCUCGAGGGAAUAGAAAUACUUUAUACUUCUUGGCAUGGAGCCAGCCACAAAUGAGAUUCUGACGUGUCCAGGUUUCUCCUGAGCUCAUCUACAUAGAUUGGGAGACCCUCCUUUGGAUUUAGGAAAGAGGAGUUUUACCUCUGGUACACUGUCUUGGUAAGCCUGGAUAUGACAGACAUCUUGGCUCUCCUUGAACAAGAAAGCCAGCAGAACUCUUUUAAAGCCAGGUGCAGUACCCAUCGGAGUUGUCAGCACUCACUGACCCCCACUUUGCAGGGAUAGUGUGGUAUGGCAUUUUGAAGACAAUGGUAUGUUACUGCCAGGGGGUAAGGUAAGCCGAUGGCUUAUGUCCCAGACCUACCUGAUACGGUGUCAGAGAAAGUGGUGGGGUAAGGAUCUGGUUCAUGGAAUUCUGAUCUUAGCCCAUAGGUGAACCCCCAAAAUAGCACUUGAGUCUUAGGUUGCUGUCAUUAAAGACUUGGGAUGACUCCAUUAUAUCCUAGGAUUGUGGAUAUUAGAACUAAAUGGUGAGGCCCUGAGCAUGAGGACUGGCAUCUUCAAUAGGUGUUUGGGAAUAUGUGAAGGGUCUCCUAUUUACUCAAUAGAGUUUUCUCAGUUAUUUUCCUCCCUUCCCCUUCCAAUCUCCAGCAAAAGCUGGGAUCCAGGAAGGAAGAAUCUAGUGUAGAAGUUGAGAAGAACUUGAGUAUUUUGGUUCUGGAGAGGGUCACUGCCCUGGGUGCUAGGUGGACCAAGUAAAAGACUCAGUGGAUGAACUGGUGCAGUGCCUGACAGAAUAAAAAACAGUGUUAAUCCCUUUGAGAAACCAUAGUCCAAUAGGACAGUGGCCAUCUGGACAGAAGCCCACUUAGUUUCAUGGGAGCAACAGCACAUAUCAGAAGCCAGACUUGCUCUUCGGUCAUGCACUUUGGGAUACAGGGUAUAGAUGCAGCCCUGUCACAACACCAACAGAAGUAGCAGCCUCUGGGCACAGUCACCCACACCCCAAAGCUGGAAGAAUCUGGUUCAACAUAGCACAAACCUUUCGGAAAAAUGAAAUCAACAUCACUGAUGUGUAAUCCAGUAAGAUCUCCCUCUUUUGGGUGUGUAUGUGGGCAUGUUUGUGCCCAUUUCUAUGUGUGCGUCUACGUGCAACUCACUACCAACAGCCUCAUGUGCACUUGUCCUGACAGUGCUCGCUGAGAACUCUCACCAGGUUGGCGCCUGAAUGCCUUACUCUCAGCAGUCAGAGGCUUGCUUGCUCUGUGCAGAUUUUUAAUUUUCUUUUUUGGCCCUAGGCUGGUUGGGACCUCUACAGCUUCAUUCUUUCACCAUUGAAUAGUGGCCUUUUUCAGUAUUUUCCCUCUUCCCCUUUAUAAAUUGCUAAAGUCACAAAGCACAUUUUUGGGGAUCAUAGAAGGCUGGGGUUCCAGAAGGGGAUCUGUGUGAUGGUUCCAUUGAUGUGGGAUUUCCCUACUUGCUGUAUUCUCAAUUUCUAAUAAAAAGAACCAAAUGAAAUAUGAA